CAUUACCGUCCAACAUUACACAAUCCCAACCUUCUUCUCUCUCUGUCUCUCAACCAAAUAAAAUGCAUCUCUCCACCAUCCUGUCCUUGGCAGGCGCCGCCUCCCUCGCCACGGCAGCAGCAGUGGACACCCGCAUCCCGCGCAUGGGCGCCUUCUCCACGUCGAACACGCUGGGCUGUCCGCUCGCGAGCGUGGACAACGGGGUCAACGAGUUCGCCAUCGGCAACCAGAGCGACCAAUGCCGGACGUUUUAUGAGAACGCCACAUACCCGACCAUCCAUGUGUAUUAUUGGAUCCCGCAGUGCUUGCUUACCGUGUUCAAUACGGCGGAUUGCAGUGAUCCCGGCAUUGUUAGCGGAACGGGCUGCUGGAGUCCGCCUGGGGGUGUGGCGGCGUAUAAAAUCACGUGCCCGUAUCUGUGAGUUGUUUAUGGCAGCCGUUUGAGAGGGGGGGAGUUGAAAAAGGGGUGGAUACGCAUGGGACAGACAUCACCCAUGCAUUGUUGAUUCGACCCGGACGUGAAAGGGACACGUUCGGCGGGUUCAUUCAUCGGGCCAGAGGGACUGACCAGUCCGGGGCGAACAUUGGUACGUUCAUCAGUGCAAACACAAAGGGCUCCGAAGAAUGUUGAGGACUUGAUGACAAGAAGGGUCAGCGGAUGGUCGCACGGCGUAGCGGGGGCCAACUCUUGGGCUCAAAGACCUUCCAAAGUAGAGCGCAAGAAAUGUGUUUUUGAUGUCCAGCGUAUGCCAUGUUGAAUCAAGCAUGAGGUGACCAGCAUCCGGCGACCCUGCCUCAACGGUUCUGGU
This is a messenger RNA of Parathielavia appendiculata, 809 nucleotides long. RefSeq lists its product as uncharacterized. The transcript is spliced from 3 exons. Bases 63 to 422 code for a protein of 119 amino acids. The record is from RefSeq and is a predicted model, not a curated record. Lineage: Eukaryota; Fungi; Ascomycota; Sordariomycetes; Sordariales; Chaetomiaceae.